AUGAACGCUUUAGUGACAUUUGGUUGUGCUUUGUUGGCAGCUAUUGUUAACUCUAUUUAUACCUCGGCGUUCGACGCUCUUAAGACGUCACUUGGUGCCGAGGGACAGAAAUAUGACCUUACAAAUUUAUACGACGAUUGCAUAAAUGACGUGAACGGACCGUGGAACUCCCCAAUGGCGGCAGGCAUUGCUGCCACCGGUCUUGUUGUUGGUGGACGCCUAGGUUGGCUCGUCUACAGAAAAUGCAAUAGUUUUGGAAAGGAUAUUGAGGAUGCGGACGAAGACCACGCAGCGGACAAGAGGAACGCGGAAACCCAGGUGUCUCUAGAACAUCUGGGCCAAGCGGAACCUGAAAUCGAACGAAAUGUCGACGAACACCAGGAAACGGACAAGAGGAACGCCGAAACUCAGGUUGAUCUUGGACAACCAGAACCUGAGGACGAACCAGGCGAUGACAUUGAACAAUCCAAAUUAGCAGACAUCUUACGCCUUCAUGAGGAACUGCUGGGGGAAAAGGAGCAGUUACAGGAAGAGCUAAGAGAGGCUGCCAGUCACGGAUACAGAAUGGAAAAUUUAUUGGAAGAAGCACAAGAGGAAGUCCUGAUUCUGAAGGACGAUAUAAUGGCAAUGGAAUACGAAUAUGAACUGAAGUUACGGCAGAAAGACAAUGAAAAUGCGGCUACAAAGAAUGCCAUGCAGAUGGCUUUAGAAGAGGCGCAAGAGGAAGUCCUGAUUCUGAAGGACGACAUAAUGGCAAUGGAAUACGAAUAUGAACUGAGCUUUCGGCAGAAAGACAAUGAAAAUGCGGCUACAAAGAAUACCAUGCAGAUGGCUUUAGACCAGCAGCGAAGAGCAGACCACCGCUUGAAAGAAGCAGAGGCUCAGAAUGAAUCUUUACAACGUCGUCUCAGGGAAAAGGACCUGUUGAUAAAGAAGAAAGAAGAUGAACUGGAGAAUGAGAUGAAGAAGAGGGAAAGAGCUGUCCUCGAUAAAGAAAAAGACCUUCUGCAAUUAGACAAAAAGUUGCGAGGUAAAGAGGAAGCUGUUCUGAGAUUGGAAAGAAUGGUGAUGAAGUGCGAUGAAGAAUUACAAGCAAGAAGAGGCUGUAAUCGAAACACAGAAUAA
This is a messenger RNA of Macrobrachium nipponense, 1125 nucleotides long. RefSeq lists its product as uncharacterized. Lineage: Eukaryota; Metazoa; Arthropoda; Malacostraca; Decapoda; Palaemonidae. The transcript has a single exon. Bases 1 to 1125 code for a protein of 374 amino acids. The record is from RefSeq and is a predicted model, not a curated record.